Messenger RNA from Oncorhynchus masou masou (cherry salmon), 3308 nucleotides. RefSeq names its product oocyte zinc finger protein XlCOF6-like. Lineage: Eukaryota; Metazoa; Chordata; Actinopteri; Salmoniformes; Salmonidae. The record is from RefSeq and is a predicted model, not a curated record. Gene Ontology annotation, molecular function: RNA polymerase II cis-regulatory region sequence-specific DNA binding; DNA-binding transcription repressor activity, RNA polymerase II-specific. Gene Ontology annotation, biological process: regulation of transcription by RNA polymerase II. Gene Ontology annotation, cellular component: nucleoplasm. The coding region runs from base 159 to 2585 and encodes 808 amino acids. The transcript has 4 exons.
AGGAAGUAGUCGACGAGAAGCUAGCUAGCAUGUUUAAUAUUUAGCUUAGCUGCUUCACUUCAGAAUACAGUACUAACACAUUAACAAUCUCUUGAACGGAUUGUAGCCGUCUUGUCAUUGACGACGUGUUGUUGUUGUUGGUACGUCGGUAGGACAAUAUGAGCGGAGAGAGAGAAACGUUGUUGGAUGGAAUCGAACAGAGUUUGUGGAAUUUAACCGAGAACAAUUUACGUUACCUGUGUGAACGUUGUGGAAUAGCUGGUCAAGAUGGCCUCGACAUUAAAGGGACGAAUUAUCGCUCGUUGCGUCGUAAAAUAGAAGAAUAUUGUGAAAGUGAUGAUUUAAUGAAAUUAGAGGACCAGGGAAUGUCUUGGUUACUCCAACUGCAAAACGACAUCAAAACGAUACAACGAGAUGCUAUCCUCAGGCAGUCGGCGCAAGUGGACACACUGGACGGCACCGAGCCAAGCAGAACCGAGAACGAGGGGGGCGCUGAGAGGUCGACAGACCCGGAUCCAGAGAGACACAUACCACCAGAACGGAGGGAGAAAGACUCAGAAGACCCAUCCUCCAGACAGUCCCCACCCAGUUCUUCAGAACCCCAACUCUCGACGUCAUCACCGGGUCCCGACAGCAACCAUGGUGACCAGAGGUCAAAACUGGGUAGUCUGCGGAUAGUUCUACAAAAAGUUGUUGUCGUCAAGGAGGAGGAAGACGACUGGGAUUGUUGUGUUACAGGUGAGAGUCCCAACCAACCAUCUGCCAGUGAAUAUAGUCCCUCUUCAUCGGAAGAACCAGAACAUUCCGAAUCCGAAGAUCCUGAACAUUCCGAAUACGAAGAUCCUGAACAUUCCGAAUCGGAAGAACCUGAACGACGACGAGUGAAACGCAAAACUAAGACUCACAGCUGCCUCGCGUGUGGGAGGAAGUUUGUCUCCUUGUACACACUAAGGAGACACCAGUACAGGACACACACAGGAGAGGAGACAGAGAAGAGUAAAAGACAGAGUCCUGCUUCAGGAGAACCUGAACAACAGAAGAGGAAAUGGGGAGUCAGGAAGACCCACUCCUGCCCCGAGUGUGGGAGACACUGCCCAUCGUUAUCAGCACUGAAGGUCCACCAGAGAAUCCACACUGGAGAGAAGCCUUACCUCUGCUCUGAGUGUGGGAAGGGCUUCACUUAUCAAAGUAGCUUGAGAUUACACCAGAAGAAAGACUCAGCCGACAAGGUGACCUGCUGCUGUGGACAAGAGUUCUCCUCAAAGUGCGUUCUGGAGGUUCACUUGAAGACGGACACUGGAGCCAAGCCUUACACCUGCUGUGUGUGUGGCAAAGGGUUCGGUAAAAAAGAACGCCUGAAAGAACACCAGCGAUCUCACACAGGAGAGAUGCCUUACUCUUGCUCGUUCUGUGGCAAGGGUUACUACCAAAAACCGGCUUGGAAAGCCCACGAGCGAACACACACCGAGGAGAAGCCCCUGUGCUCCGUGUGCGGACGGACCUUCUCUAAUAAGACUACGUUAAAAGUCCACCAACGAACACACACAGGAGAGAAGCCUUUCCUCUGCUCUGAGUGUGGCAAGGGCUUCCUCAGUAAAGCAUACCUGACGACCCACCAGCGAUUCAACUGUUCCGGGGGAGAAGAACGACGGCGAGCGAAGAGGUUUCACAAGUGUCCGGACUGUGGGAAGGAGUUCACACAAGCAAACAAACUGGAGAGACACAUGAGAACACACACAGGAGAGAGGCCUUACCAGUGCUCUGUGUGUGGGAUGAGGUUCAACCAGAAAGGGAAUCUCAAAACGCAUUUUAAAGUGCACACAGGAGUGGAUCCCAGUUUAGUGGCUGACAUGGAGACUACCUCUGAACAAACUCGGGACAACAGGCGUAAAGCUGGGAGGCCACAACGCUGCCUCCAUCAGCAUGACGAGGAGGGAACCCAAAACCUACCGGCACCACAAACCCACCACCUCCCGGCACCACAGAGGGAGGGAACCCAAAACCUACCGGCACCACAAACCCACCACCUCCCGGCACCACAGAGGGAGGGAACCCAAAACCUACCGACACCACAAACCCACCACCUCCCGGCACCACAAAGGGAGGGAACAUCCCAACACCUCUCGGCACCACAGAAACCCACCAUGUCCCCCAGGGGAGAAAAACACUAUCUCUGCCCUGAAUGUGGCAAGACUUACACCCGGGAAUACGACCUCCGAGUCCACCUCAGAACGCACACAGGAGAGCGACCGUACCAGUGCGAUGAAUGCGGAAAGACCUUUGUUCGGAAACAAGGGCUCCGUCAACACCGGCGGUCACACGCUCCCAAGCCCAUGGGGCCGACCCGUCAGUUGGGCAGACCCGUCAGCAUGGGUUCCAGUAGCAGGAGACCGAACCAAUCACCCAGGAUGGGAAGCUCGAAGCAGCAGUUGCCCAGGGUUGAUAAAGCCACGCCUCCGUUCUCCGGUGUAGAGAGACCCAUGCCGUUCCACACAGUGGAGCGACCCAUGCCGUUACAUCGAGUGGAGAGACCCAUGCCGUUACCAGACAUGGAGAGAGAACACUGGCAGUACUGGCAUCUUUAAACUGCACGGCUAUGGUCUGCAUCCUGUUCCCUGUGUAGUGCACUGCUUUUGACCAGGGCUCAUGGGAGGUUCUGGACCAAAUGUGUAGUGCACUAUAAAUGGAAUAGGGUGCCAUUUUGGACAUUGCAUGUCUCUCAAGACUAAACAGAACUGUUAUUUUUGCUUCUGUGUGUGUGUGUGUGUGUGUGUGUGUGUGUGUGUGUGUGUUGUUGUUGCUUCCUCAUUUAUGGUCAGUAUAAUAAUCGUUACCACUGAGCGAGAUAAUCUUGCCAACUGUAGUUAUAGUAACAUACAUAUUUUUAAAUCAACAAAAAAAAUUAAGCGAUUGCUUUUUCGUCCAUUCUAGUGUUUUAAAAAAAAAAAUAUUAAAAAAAAAAUCUGUUAUUUUACAUAUUUGAAGCUGUAAUGAUGCAACAAUAAGAAUCUACAGAGAAGUACGUGUCAUAAUGCCAGUAUUAAACGGUCGGCCCUUUUUCUAUAUGCCUUAUAACAGAACAUUUUGAUUUCAUUGACAGUAUAAGCAGAGGUGGCUAAGUUGUCAGAGAUGUCAUCUGUUGUCUUUGCACUUCAACCCGGAUGGUGGCGGUGUGUGUGUGUGUGUGUUGCUUCCUCAUCUGUGAUCAGUACAAUAAAGUCUGCUGUAUUGUGUAAGAUAAUUAUUCCAACUGUAGUUGUCCUCCUGUGCAUAUUUUAAAUCAACAAAAAUGAAGUGUUUGCAUUUUA